Molecule: messenger RNA, 1189 nt
Organism: Cucumis sativus (cucumber)
Lineage: Eukaryota; Viridiplantae; Streptophyta; Magnoliopsida; Cucurbitales; Cucurbitaceae
Product: peroxisomal membrane protein 11A
Exons: 1
Coding region: 259-1002 (247 amino acids)
Biological process (GO): peroxisome fission; regulation of peroxisome size
Cellular component (GO): peroxisomal membrane
Source: RefSeq, a predicted model, not a curated record
AUUAAAAUUUUGAAAAUUCUCUUGUUAUUUUUAGUGUUUUUAUUUAUCUCUUUACUUAAUACUUCGUCCCGUCAUCUUGUGGCACUCAUAACUAUACCAAAUUCACGAACUCCAAAACGUUGUCGUUUACGUAACAAUAUUCGCUUUUAUGUCACGCUCACAUCCCUCUUUGUCAAACUAAUUAAUCUCAAGUCUCCGGUCUAUUUGGGAGAAACUGAAAUUUCCCCGCCUUCCUCUCUCUCCGUCGCUACCAUCGCCAUGGCUUCCAAACCUCCACCCUCGUCCACCGAGAAACAAAGAGAUUUCUUCAAUCAUCUCGAAGCUUAUCUCGCAAAGAGAGACGGCGUCGACAAGCUCUUGAAAAUCUCCAGGUACACCACCAAGAUCAUCCUCUCCUCUUCCGCUAUCUCUGAAUCCCAUCCUCUGACUCAACGUCUCAAGAGCUUUGAGUCCAGCGUCGGCGUCAGCCGCAAAGCCUUUCGUCUUGGAAAGUUUAUCCAGGAUCUCAACGCCUUAAGAAAUUCGCAUUUCGAAUCUAACCAAGAAUUUCUGCUCGCUCUCCUUGCGUAUGGCGGAGAAGGGUUUUAUUACUUUGUCGAACAAUUCAUUUGGUUAGCUAAAUCUGGUUUGAUUGACAAACGACACUCGAGUCGGUUGCAGAAGAUCAGUGCUUGGGCGGAAUUAAUCGGGUAUAUUGGGAGCAUUUCUUUGAAAUUUAGGGAUUUGAAUCGGAUUCUUGAAGAUGAGGCGUGUUUGAAAGCGAGUAUUGAGAUUGCUGUCAAUAGAGGAAUUGGGCAUCGGGAAGAAGAAGAGAAGAUGAAGAAGUUGCGUGCGAAGAGGUUGAUGAAGAAGCUUUCGAUUGUUCAAGAUUUUGCCGAUGGAUUCAUGGCGGUGGCGGACGUUCGUGAUGGGAACGGCCGGUUUUCAGGUCCUCUUCUAAUUUCUUUUGCUGGGCUUCUCUCGGCAUUGAUUAGCACUCAUAAGAAUUGGAUAUCAUGCUGAAAUUGCUUUCAACUUUACGAGGCUAAAUUUUCUGUUAGUUUCAAAACAUUCAUAGCGAAGUUGCACACUAAGCAUCUCAAAGAAUGCAUAACAUAGGAGUUUUGAUCUUGAACUAUCAAUGUACAAUAAUGACUAUUGUUAGUCACCUCCCACGUUUGAAAGAAUAAACAACACAAUUUUUUUUUUA